AUGUCAACCACAGGUGGAACUCCUGAUCAGCGGUAUGCUCGACUGGAGAAGCUUGGUGAAGGCACGUAUGCGACUGUAUUCAAGGGCAAGAGCCGGCUAAGUGGCGAAAUGGUCGCGCUCAAGGAGAUUCAUUUGGAUGCCGAAGAAGGCGCACCGUCGACGGCCAUACGCGAAAUCUCACUCAUGAAAGAACUCAAGCAUCCCAACAUUGUUCGACUCAUUGAUGUAAUCCAUACCGAAUCCAAACUCAUUUUAAUCUUUGAAUACAUGGAUCAGGACCUGAAAAAGUACAUGGAUGCAACAGCACGGACCGGCCACACGGCACUCGAAACGACCAUCAUCAAGUCCUUCAUGUACCAAUUGCUCAAAGGCAUUGCUUACUGCCACGAGAAUCGUGUGUUGCACCGCGAUUUAAAGCCUCAAAACUUGCUCAUCAAUAAGCGACUGGAACUCAAGCUCGGCGACUUUGGAUUGGCACGCGCUUUUGGUAUUCCAGUGAAUACAUUUUCAAACGAAGUUGUCACAUUGUGGUAUCGAGCGCCAGACGUACUGCUUGGCUCGCGUAUGUAUUCAACGUCAAUCGAUAUCUGGUCAGCCGGCUGUAUCAUGGCAGAAAUGUACACCGGCCGUCCACUGUUCCCUGGUACGACGAACGAAGACCAGUUGCAAAAGAUCUUCCGCAUGAUGGGAACACCUACAGAGCAAACAUGGCCUGGUGUGUCGCAACUGCCGGAAUACAAGCCCAACCAGGUCAUUUAUCCCAGUCAACAUAUAUCAACAGUACUUCCUCUAGUAGACGCAUGCGGUCGUGAUCUGCUAUCCCGCAUGUUGCAGUACCAGCCUCAGCUAAGAAUAUCCGCAAAGGAUGCAUUAAACCACCCCUAUUUCCAAGAAGUGAGGUAUAUGCAGCAGCAGUUUGAAUAG
Molecule: messenger RNA, 924 nt
Organism: Zychaea mexicana
Lineage: Eukaryota; Fungi; Mucoromycota; Mucoromycetes; Mucorales; Lichtheimiaceae
Product: serine/threonine-protein kinase pef1
Exons: 1
Coding region: 1-924 (307 amino acids)
Biological process (GO): protein phosphorylation
Cellular component (GO): nucleus; cytoplasm
Molecular function (GO): ATP binding; cyclin-dependent protein serine/threonine kinase activity
Source: RefSeq, a predicted model, not a curated record